GCGCGUCCGACGAGGAGAAACACCCAUUUUAAAAGCCGAAUUGACUUUAAUACUUGCGAACUCCCCUCCCAUGCGGUUCAGAUUAUCCGGCUAUGUUUGCCUCUUCCGGUUGCGUAGCCUUACAGUUAAACUGCGAACGCCAGCGAGUCAGUAUUGUGUCUUCAGACCGACACAUCACACCGGUAUCGCUUUGUUCUUCGCCUGGAAACUCAAGAUGCAGUCGGGUGGAAAUGGCAGCGGAUUCCUGGAGGGCCCGGGCAGAGCACAGAAGUCGGGGCUCUCUAGCAACAUUCCAACUAUCACAACAGAAGAUGCAGGUCCUCCGUCAGAGAAGAAACGAGUGGGAGGCAUGCUUGUCGUCAACGAGAGAAACCUGAGGACCCCGAGUCCCUUAUCUGGGGCCAACUGUGAUGAUGACUCGGAGGCAGAGGCUUUCCGGGAUGGGAGAACCGAGGAGGUGGACCGGGACACCAGGAGCAGGGCGUUCGCCUGGUGCAGAGACUUUCUGUCUGGGUCGUGGAAGACCAUCAAAGAACGGGAUUUUCAAAUAAGCAUUGUUAGUGGGGGGCUGAGUAACCUGCUCUACCUGUGUAGUUUGCCUGACCAUGUGCCUGCUGUGGGAGAGGAACCUCGCGUGGUGCUCCUCAGAGUGUAUGGUGCCAUCUUACAGGGAGUGGACUCCCUGGUGCUGGAAAGUGUGAUGUUUGCCAUCCUGGCAGAAAGAACUUUAGGACCAAAACUCUAUGGCAUCUUUCCCCAGGGACGUUUAGAACAGUACUUUCCGAAUACCCGUAUGCGCACAGAUCAACUUUCCGAUCCUGCCAUAUCAGCUGAGAUUGCCACCAAGGUGGCAUGUUUCCAUGAGAUGAGCAUGCCCUUUAACAAAGAGCCCAGGUGGCUCUUUGGGACCCUUGACAAAUACAUGGAUCAAGUUAUGAAGCUUAAUUUUGUACGUGAAGCACAUGUAAAGAAGUACAAGAAGCUUUUGAAAUCAGACCUGCCUGCUGAGCUGGAGAGUCUGCGUGCGUUGCUAGCAGAGACUCCAUCACCAGUGGUGUUCUGCCACAAUGACGUCCAGGAAGGUAACAUUCUGAUGCUGGAAGACAAGGACCACAACAUAACAGACAGACUCAUGCUGAUUGACUUUGAGUACAGCAGUUACAAUUACAGGGGGUUUGACUUUGGGAACCAUUUCUGUGAGUGGAUGUAUGACUACACCUAUAACCAGUGGCCCUUCUUCAAAGCCAUACAGGCUAACUAUCCCACCAGAGAGCAGCAGCUUCAUUUCAUCAGAGCCUAUUUGGCACAGCAUAGAAGACACUCUGACAUAUCCAAGGACGAUACACGGGUGGAGGAGGACAUGAUAGUUGAAGCUAACAGGUAUGCAUUAGCUUCACAUUUCCUCUGGGGGCUUUGGUCCAUCAUUCAAGCAAAGAUUUCCAAGAUCGAGUUUGGAUACAUGGACUAUGCCCAGUGCCGCUUUGAUUGCUACUUCAAGUUAAAGAAAGCCUUCUCCUGAUUCCCUGUGUUUUAAUAUAAAAUGUACUAGUACUAUGCAGCUCUGCUUACUACAAGCAAUUUUGGGUGAAAGAUACACAUGUUCAUUUGAACAUAAUUCAGAAAUCCAUCCUAAUAAAGCACUAACACCUUUCUCUGCAAUGUGAAAUUCUUUUGUUGUUGUUUAGCAUUUGAGGGGCUCAAUAUGAUGGCCUGCUACUGUAGUAAAUAAUUCUGGUCAUGUCUGUAAAUUUGAGUAAUUUAGAGUUUUUAGUUUUAUUCUACCUCGCUCAUUCUUUCUGAGGUCCAUUCUACAUUAGGGUUAUUCUUUGGAGGUCCAAUAAUGUUAAGUUGAUAGCUUAAUUACUCACAUUCAACAAAAUGAUAGACAAGUGUAAGGUUAUGUCAGUAAUAUUGGAUCCAUUAACUAUAUACUGCAAACUGUCUUGUUACCUCUCUCUUCUAUUUAUCAUUGUAUGAAUGUAAUAUUAUAAGACCUAUCCUAUUUUGUGUUUUCAUUUUUGUGUUUUUUUUUUUCUGCCAAGAAAAUCCUAACAUUUGUCAUCUCAUCUGUAGUUUUAUAUAACUAAAAUGUACUCUGGCACUUCUAGUCAACUAAGUUAAGCUACAUUGCUUAGCUACAAUGAACUAAAUGUUAUUGUUUGAAUACCAUUAUGAUUGUAUUUAUUUAGAAGGCCUCCUGUAUUUGACAAGGUACUUUCUUCACCAAAUGUCAUGAAUGUACUACAUUUUCACAAGGCCUCAUCAGUUUAGCAGCUUAACUGUGCCUCAUUAACUAUGUAGAUGUUUUUAAAGCAACACUUCCUGUACAAGUUAAUACUGUGUUAUAUGUAUUAUGUUGGUCCUGCUAGUAAAAACUACUACUGUAGUUCAAAUCUAAUAAACACAUGUUAAGAACCUG
Messenger RNA from Eleginops maclovinus (Patagonian blennie), 2419 nucleotides. RefSeq names its product choline kinase beta (gene chkb). Gene Ontology annotation, molecular function: ethanolamine kinase activity; choline kinase activity. The record is from RefSeq and is a predicted model, not a curated record. Bases 71 to 1519 code for a protein of 482 amino acids. Gene Ontology annotation, biological process: phosphatidylethanolamine biosynthetic process; CDP-choline pathway. Gene Ontology annotation, cellular component: cytoplasm. The transcript has 11 exons. NCBI's taxonomy places the organism in Eukaryota, Metazoa, Chordata, Actinopteri, Perciformes, Eleginopidae.